AUCAAUCAUGCCUACCGCCUACAAUUCUCGUCCUUACGACAUUGUUGUCUUUGGUGCCACUGGUUUUACGGGUACUUAUACGGCAGAGUAUUUACUUGGAAUAGGAGACAAGACUAUCCGAUGGGCAUUAGGUGGUCGUAGUCUUGCCAAACUUGAAAAAGUGAAGGAGAGGUUGAUAAAGUUGGAUGAGUCUGCAAAGGCACUUGAUCUUCUUAUAGCUGAUACAGAUGAUCCACUUUCUCUGGACACCUUGUUAUCAAAGACACGUGUUAUUAUCAAUCUAGUCGGUCCAUUCACAAAGUAUGGCACUCCAGUAGUAGAAGCAUGCUUGAGACAAAAGACGCACUAUGUUGACAUAACAGGCGAAUACACUUGGAUUCGUCAGAUCAUUAAACGCUUUCACGAAAAGGCCGAAGCCGAAAAUAUUAUGAUUGUACCCACCUGCGGAUUCGAUUCUGUUCCAAGUGAUUUGGGUACAUUCAUGGUUGUGGAGCAUUUGAGAAAGCAGCAUGGAUUAGCUACAGAAAGUGUAAAAAUGUCAGUAGUAGACAUUUUUGGCGGUCUCGCAGCCGGAACCAUCCAUUCCGGGUUAACCGUUAUGUCAGACAGAAGCAUCACUGGUCCUCAAUCGGUUGAUCCAUACUUAUUAUCAUCCUCGCGUGGACAGGCCAAACCUUCGCUGCCAUGGCCACAUCGUGACAGAGACUUUCAUGGACUAUGGCAGACAUUUUUCAUUAUGUCGGUUGUGAACGAAAAGAUUGUUAUGCGUAGUUGGGAUAUUCAGCAUAAGCGUGGCAAAGACUACGGGCGUUUAUUCACCUAUCAUGAGACCCAAUCUAUGCCAUUUAUCCAGGCUAUGCUUUUCUCAGUGGCCUUCUUCGUACUGCUACCACUUAUAAGUCUAUUGACCAAAUCUCAAUUUUGUCUCGAAAAGAUUCAGCAGAUGUUGCCUGAUAGUGGAACAGGACCUACACCUGAGGAGCGUGCAAAGGGAUAUUCGUCGAUUGAGUUUUUGGCUACAGCAGAAACACAGCCAUACGAGGAUCCAGUCCAAGUUCGAGGAAUUGUCAAAGGCUUUGGAGAUCCUGGUUAUUCUGAUACUUGCCGCAUGGUUUCAGAAUCUGCCUUAUGUAUCAUCAAAAGCUUAGACACGCUUCCAGGAAAGCAAGGAGGUAUCCUUACACCAGCCACUGCCUUCGGAAAUGUACUUUUAGACCGUUUGAGGAUCAACAAUGGAAUGCUUUUUGAAGUCAAAGAAGUCUCUAACCCUUAAUAAUAAACUAAUAUUUUCUUGUAUUUUACCUCAAUAUUAUUCAAUAAACAUAGCAGCCUAGAUUUCUUGAGAGUUUUAGAAU
Molecule: messenger RNA, 1355 nt
Organism: Phycomyces blakesleeanus NRRL 1555(-)
Lineage: Eukaryota; Fungi; Mucoromycota; Mucoromycetes; Mucorales; Phycomycetaceae
Exons: 7
Coding region: 8-1273 (421 amino acids)
Biological process (GO): glycolipid biosynthetic process
Cellular component (GO): plasma membrane
Source: RefSeq, a predicted model, not a curated record